GUGGCCGAUAGAUGAGUUAGGUACUAGCGGCGGGACUCCAUGUCCCAGGCUGCUUGGCGGCACGGCUGCACGGCGGCGGCGGGGAGCAGCCGCCAUCUUGGCAGUCCGGUCUCCCGCCGGAUUGAAUGAGCCCGCGGAUCCCGUCCGCGCCGCAGCCUCCUCUUCAGUGAGGAAGCCCGAGGCAGGCCGCCGGCCCCCAGCCCCGCCAUGGCCACGCCAAUGUCUAGUCGCAGUGCGGCCUCGGGCCUCGGGCCCGGGACGCCGCUGUCGCCCGCGCGCAUCUCGCGGCUGCAGGAGAAAGAGGAGCUACGAGAGCUCAACGACCGCCUGGCGCAUUACAUCGACCGCGUGCGCGCGCUGGAGCUCGAGAACGACCGGCUACUACUGCAGGUGUCGGAGAAGGAGGAGGUCACCACGCGAGAGGUAAGCGGAAUCAAGGUUCUCUAUGAGUCCGAGUUGGCCGAUGCCCGGAGAGUACUGGAUGAGACUGCCAGGGAAAGAGCCAAGCUUCAGAUUGAAAUAGGAAAAUUAAGAGCUGAACUUGACGAGGUCAAUAAAAACUGUAAGAAGAAGGAUGGAGACCUGACUGUUGCCCAGGGCCGUGUAAAGGACCUGGAGUCCUUGUUCCAUCGGAGUGAGGCUGAGCUUUCAGCUGCUCUGAGUGAUAAACGGAAUCUGGAAAAUGAUGUUGCUGAACUCCGGGCCCAACUUGCUAAGGCAGAAGAUGGUCAUGCUGUGGCGAAAAAGCAGUUGGAAAAGGAGACACUGAUGCGGGUAGAUUUGGAGAAUCGCUACCAGAGCUUGCAGGAAGAGCUUGACUUCCGGAAGAACAUAUUUGAAGAGGAAGUACGAGAGACUCGGAAAAGCCAUGAACGCCGUUUGGUAGAGGUUGAUAGCAGUCGUCAACAGGAAUAUGAAUUCAAGAUGGCACAGGCCUUGGAAGACCUUCGUAAUCAGCAUGAUGAGCAAGUGAGGCUAUAUAAGUUGGAGCUGGAACAGACCUACCAGGCCAAGCUGGAGAAUGCCAAACUGUGCUCUGACCAAAAUGACAAAGCAGCCAACGCAGCUCGGGAGGAGCUGAAGGAAGCCCGAAUGAGAGUAGAGUCUCUCAGCUAUCAGCUCUCUAGCCUCCAGAAACAGGCCAGUGCAGCAGAAGAUCGAAUCCGUGAGCUGGAGGAGAUAUUGGGUGGGGAGCGGGAGAAGUUCCGCAAGAUGCUGGAUGCCAAGGAACGGGAAAUGACUGAGAUGAGGGACCAGAUGCAGCAGCAGCUGACUGAGUAUCAGGAACUGCUUGAUGUCAAGCUUGCCUUGGACAUGGAAAUCAAUGCAUAUCGGAAACUCUUGGAAGGGGAGGAGGAGAGGCUGAAACUGUCCCCCAGCCCAUCUUCCCGAGUCACCGUGUCCAGAGCCACUUCAAGCAGCAGCAGUAGCAGCACAUCUGCCAUCCGCUCUUCUCGGAGCAAGAGGAAGCGAGUAGAGCUGGAGGAGCAUUCAGGCAGUGGCACCAGUAGUGGCAUUGGCACUGGCAGCAGUGCCAGCAGUGCCAGCAGUAGCAGCUUCCAGCUGUCCCAGCAAGCCUCUGCCACAGGGAACAUCAGCAUAGAGGAGAUUGAUCUGGAGGGGAAAUUUGUGCAGCUCAAGAACAGCUCGGAUAAAGAUCAGUCUUUGGGUAACUGGAGGCUAAAGAGGCAGAUUGGAGAUGGUGAAGAAAUUGCCUAUAAAUUUACUCCCAAGUAUGUUCUUCGGGCUGGACAAACUGUCACGAUCUGGGCAGCAGAUGCUGGUGUGACUCAUAGCCCACCAUCUGUUCUUGUGUGGAAGAAUCAGAGCAGCUGGGGCACUGGAGGAAAUUUCCGGACAUACCUGGUCAAUGCAGAUGGAGAGGAAGUGGCAGUGAGAACGGUGACUCAGUCACUGGUUGUGCAGGAGAAUGGAGAGGAAGAGGAGGAGGAAGAAGCAGAUUUUGGUGAAGAAGAUCUUUUUCACCAACAGGGAGACCCCCGGACGACCUCCAGAGGCUGUUCAGUGAUGUGAGUGCCCAACACCACUCACUUUCCUUACCCAGCUCCUGCCUUUCCUUAGAGCCGCUGAAAACUAUUUUUAUACCAUUGGAUUUCUUUAUUCCUUGUGACAUUUCUAGAGAUUUUUUAACCAAACUGCCAGAAUUUUUGAAUGGAUUUCUCCUUUUCUGUCUUCCUCCUUGGGUUGGAUGUCCCCUUCCCUGAACUUUAGGGGUCCCUUCGACACUACUGUUCAACUACUGCAUUUCCCCCCAUUUCAGCAUUGAGUGAAUUAGAAAUUUGCAGAGGGGUAAAUCUUAAAAUGAAGCUAGCCUUUUUUCGAGGGUAGAGGGUAUAGAUUAAUAAACUUGAAUCAGUGACCCAGAAGUUGUUCUUCCCUGGGGAGGAAUCUUGAAAUGAGAGAAAUUACCAUCAUCCCUCCACACAUAUCCCGGACCCUCCAGGAAUGGCCACUAGCUAUAAAGAGGGCACAAAAGGAUAUUUUUUAGUGUUUUCUAUAAAAUCCAGAGUUGAGCUUGCCAUGUUGCCUUAGUGGCCUGCAGAUUGAGCUUUUGCAACAUGACCUUUUGUGUACAAAAUUAGGAAAAUAGAAUAUUGAGGCAAACUUUUCUUUUUUCAUUUACUUGAGGGGAAUUGGGAUGGAUCACCUGAUAGGAAUUUGAUGUGUGAUCUGCUUUGCAUAAAAUGUUUAUAAUAAUAAUUUCUGCCAAGGGCAGUUUAGUUAGUCUCAGGCUUCCUCUAUCAUGUUUCAAUGAAUCUUAGAAACUGACAUUUGCAUAUAUCUGGGCACCACAAAGCAUUGUGGCUCCCUAGUAACACCUCCAAUUUUGUUUAAAAAAAAAAACAAACAAACUAACUCUUCAGGGUAUUUGGAUUGUCUUCACAUGGCCAGCCUGGUCCUGGCAUUUUGUGAAUUUUGCUCUUAAGCUUUCUCAAAUGAACUAAGUUGGUAUGGCCUGAAGUUCUUGAUGUGUUGGGAUAUUUUCGGUGGCUCCUGGAUGAUGUUCCCUGAUUAACUGUUUCUGCCAGUCCUCGUGGGUCUAGCUAAGAGGCUUUACCUUAGUGGCUUUGCCUGCAGUGUAACUGAGUUGAAAAUUAUGAUGUUGAAAAUCCUGGUUCUCAACCAGUCACCAAGGUUAUGUCUUUACGACCUCAAAUAACUUCAGUGUCAAGGAGUGAGACAUUGUGGGCUGAUUAGAUUAGAUUACAAAUACUCUUUGCUACAGGAUGGAAAGAUAGCCAAAUGUAGUGUCUGGGGCGGAAUGCACCAAAAGCCAUUCAGUUGCCUAGACUAGUUAGCACUUAGAUUGAUAAAAAGGAAACUAUUGAUGGUGCAGAUGAGUUUUUAACAAAUGUCUUCCAUUGAAGGGGGCUGCUAACAUGGAGUUUGAGUUCCUCCCAUUCUGGGUAAUGCAGCCUUGCACACUCCUGCUGGCACCAACAGGGAGUGGGCAUUGGUAGAGUACUAGGUGGCUAUUUUAGAUAAUAUUGAAUUUUUCCCUUGAAUUUGACAUUUUUCAUCUGUUAUUCCCACUCUUUGUAUGGGGGGAUAACGAAAUAUGUAGUGAAAUCAUACCUAUCUUUGUCAAAUAUAUAUGCACCUAUCUAUAUCUAUCUCUAUAUUACAUAUAUCUUGAUGAAAUUAUGUUUCUCAGACAAAACAUGCAAACGCCAAUGAACCUUUCCUAGACUGAUAUUUUAAACCAUGCAGUCCACCUUCCAGCUGCCCUGGCCAGAGUCUCCUGCUAACUUGCUCUGUUUACAUGCCCUCCCACCUGUAUACAUAGAAGUUAUUUUUUUAAAAUGGAUAUUUAUUUUUUUAUGUUGGCCAGUAUGCAGAUUGCUUCAUCUGGCCUCUAGGGAGCUCUGAUACUCAGUGGCUGGGAUCUUGGUGCAGGCUGGGUCAAUACAGGGGUGGUGCUCAGCCCCAAGCUCAGCAGCCUGGGCUCAUUUUGCUCUGUUUACUUGGUGUUUCCUCCCCUUACACUGAGCGCUGAUAGCUCCCUCAGUUGUGGUUUUUUAUAAUAGUGAAUUCCCUUGUACACGUAGCUUGAAUUAGAUUUCAAAUUAUCUGAGCCAUUGGCUGUUUCCUGCCUGACUGAGUGAAUCAUGUUCUUUACCCAAACUCUAGAAAACAGGUUGCCUCCGAUAAGUAUUUCCCUUAACACUAGAGUUUAUGCAAAUCCCAUGUUUCACUCUUGAAGUGUAGAAAUAGUCAUUGUUUUCCCUCUACUACUGUGUGCACCACAUGUGACUUUGCUUUCUUUAGGGAAUUGUAUGUCCAGAACUGAAGGAUGUCAGAUUAGCUUUCCUCUUGGAGCCUGUGGGCAUGGCCCACCUUUCUGAAGAAACAUUCCCAAGGGCAGGGUCCAAGAAGGUUUAUAUUAUGACAACUUCAAACCAUGUCUUACCUACCAAAAAAGAAUGGUUUCCUGUCCUCUCUGCAGGGUCAAGGCAGCUUCUUGGCUGUUGUCAUGUUCUUUAAAAGAUCACUGCCACCCAAACAUUUUUGAGAGGCAAUUCCUGAUUUUAAAGUAGAGACACAUUUAAACUACUGUAUUCCUUCCAUUACAAAACUAAGUGACCAGAGAUAUUUGUGUUUACCUUUCUUUAUUCAUGUGGGAUUUGGGGAGAUAUUUGCCAGCCCUAUUGACUAAAACCUGGAGUAGACAUUUACCUUUUAAGGAGAACCUGUUUGCUGACAUUCUCAACAGGUUUCCUGAUGGAAUUUUGAGCUGAGAGGCUGGGCUUCUCCAUUGAUUUCCUCUGGAAUGUCACAGGGAGCCUUUGGAAUUGUCCAGCUUUCUUGGCAACAGGCUGCAGGUACUGCCUCUCAAAAAUGACUUCAUUUUACACGAAGAGGUGGGGAAAAAAGGCAAAAAUGGCCAAAUUUUAGUGAAAGCCAGACAAACCUCAAUUAACAGACAAAACAGCCAUUGGCCAUUUUGGCCAGUUAACCAUGCAUGCCUUGUAGACAAAAUGAGAUGACAGAAUGUGGCUGUAGAGAUAUGGAGAAAGCUUUAUGGGGGGUAUCCAGCCAGCAAACCCAUUCUCUCCUUAUAGUCUUAACCUUUCUCCCAAAGCAAAUGGAGGAAAAAGGCCCCCCAAGGAAUUAGCUCUAUGAUUUUCUGAAGGGAGCCCAACUGGUGGGUCUCAUGUAGGGUAGGUAGCUAAUUGCCCUGCAUGCAGCAAAUAUGUGAGGUGCAGGAGCAUCUCUGGUCAUUGUCACAAUGUGAAUGAUAUUAACUGUGAAGGGGCAUUCCCUCUGUAUAUUUAGUCUUCUGACUUUUACAAGGGGACUGACAUCCCAGGGUUCUAAGAAGGCCCAAGCAUCCCAACCAUACAGGAAAGGAGGGCAUUCAUUCCUAUUUGGAUAAAAAUAUAAAGGUGUCAAUAGUGGGGCUGAACAACUGGAGACAGUUUCUUGGUUGACUCUGGUUGCAUGUAUUGGGGAAAAGUGAUUACCCAAUUGGUUAUUCAUUCAAUUUUUCUCUGCUGCUCAGGAAAGCAAUCAUUCUGACCAAGGGGGUCCUUGGGAAGUAAGGCAGGUCCAGGAGCUAAUUACUCCUGUCUUAGCCCUUUCCUAGCUCUCUCUGCUUUUAGAACUGGUUUUAGGCUUCAUAGAAGGAGGCUCUUAGGUGGAAGGUUAGCUGGUCAGUGACUGCAUGGUAGCCCAUAGCAGAAAAUGGAAAUAAAGACUAUUUGGAAACAUUGAGCAGCAUGAACCUUUUUUUAAUGCUGAACAUGGCCUGGGAAACAGAAUUUUACUUGCCCUCAAAUAUGCUUAGCUUUACACCACUUUUAAAAUAAUUCAGAGGCGAUUUUUUUCUUGUUUUGUAUAAGCCCACAUUUACAUACAAUUAUUCUUUGUAAACAUAAUGCCUUUUUCUUGAAAUGCUAAGGUCUAGAAGAAACAGUGGUUAGGUGAGAGUAGCAGUGAUGACCCCAGAAAAGCAUGUUUUGAAGCUUGGCUUGAUCCUUUGAGUAAAAUAAAUCCUAGGCUUGGGGGUUGGGGGGAGGGGCAGGGGUACUUUUGUGAAAGGUAUUAUUAGCUCAACUCAAAAGAUCAUGAAAACUUUGACUCUUCACUGAUUGGGUUGGACCAACAUUCCUUCCCAGGUUAUCAUGCUUAAUAAAUUUAGCAAUAAACUGUUAAAAAAACAAAGGCCCAAGGGCCUGCAAACGAUCACUUCCCACCUUAAACUAUUUUCAUAAAGAUAAUGACUUUUGACUUGAAGGUAGUUUUAACCAUACAACUUUUAGAUAGCUUUGUUCUAUUUAUAUAGUGGCCAUUGAUCAUUAUGGAUGCAUUCUUUAUGAACACUGCUGUAAAAAAAAGGUUUAAAUUACUGAGUUGAAUAGUUAUGGGAGAACCCACAGACUUCUAUAGAGAUGAUGGAUGUCAUGCUGAGCAUUUGAGAACUAUGAUAAUCUAGACUUUAUCAUUUCAAAAACUUUUUUUUAAAGAAUAUACUUGCAUGCCAAAUGUCUUUUUCAAUGAUUUGUAAUAUACGUUUUAUGACUGGAAACUUUUUUGUACAAGACACUCCAAUAAAUGUUUUGAUUUUCA
Monodelphis domestica (gray short-tailed opossum) is the source of this 6591-nucleotide messenger RNA. It is a transcript of the gene LMNB2, whose product is annotated as lamin B2. Gene Ontology annotation, molecular function: structural constituent of cytoskeleton. Gene Ontology annotation, cellular component: nuclear envelope; nuclear lamina. The record is from RefSeq and is a predicted model, not a curated record. Gene Ontology annotation, biological process: nuclear pore localization; nuclear envelope organization; nuclear migration. NCBI's taxonomy places the organism in Eukaryota, Metazoa, Chordata, Mammalia, Didelphimorphia, Didelphidae.